Molecule: messenger RNA, 2454 nt
Organism: Paramecium sonneborni
Lineage: Eukaryota; Ciliophora; Oligohymenophorea; Peniculida; Parameciidae
Source: the annotation of a GenBank genome assembly
AUGAAUUAGUCUGAAGAAUCACCUAUGAAGGUAGAUAGUAGAAGACCGAGAAAUAAAACAGAAACAAAAUAUAAGUCUUAAAGUCCAUAAAUAAAACCAUAAUUUACAUAAUAAUUACUUAAACAUAAAAAGAGCAAAAGCAAGGAAAAAAUAUAAUAAAAGCAAGAUUUAUUGCCAAAUGUAACUAGAAAAUUGAAUCCUAAAUCAACAAGCUUUUCUAAAAAAAGAAAUCAAUUCAUACCUUCUCCUUAAGAAUUUUGUUUAAAGGUAAAUACAUAAGUUGAAUUCAAAUAGUAUUUUAUUGGAUGGGGAAAUAAUGAGGGUUUAGUAAAAAGAGUAAUGUAGAAAAGAAUAUAAUGGAAAGAAACUACUGAUUCUAGUUCUAUGUUUGUUAAUUUUAAGUGGCAAUAAAGUGAAAGAGGUUAUAGAUAUGAAAGAUUGAUAGUUAGUUAAAACUACAAAUAAAUUGUUAAUCAUUUCGAACAUCAUAAAGAAAUAUCAAAUAAAUCUUAUCUAAUAAAAAAUCUAUCUUAAUAUUGCGAAGUAAAAAUAUGUUUAUUUUUAGAAACAUAAAUUAAAUGUAUUUGAUUAUACUCCAUUAACAUUUGUGAUUGAUUUUAGUGAUGAAAAUUGUGAUUACAAUAUUACAUAAUUCCUUAAAACUUAUGAAUAAUUUGCUCCUAAAAAACCAUCAGCAAAAUUAAUGCUCGAUGUUAAAAGAAAAUUAAGAGGAAAUUUUAGUAAUGCUUAUUAAAGAGAUUAAAGUUCAUAAUUUUAAAAAAUUCAAAUGAAUAAUACAUUUUUAUCAGAAGAUUCUACUUAUAUGUGGUUAUUAAAACCAACAUUUUUGAAUAGAGGAAGAGGAAUUCAAAUAUUUGAUAAUUUAGAUACAUUAGUAAAGUUAGUAUCCGAUUUUUAAGAAGGGUUAAAAGAAAAGACUCUAAAUCAAAAAGAUGAAUCUUCUGGAGAAGAAGAACCACCUAAAUAAGUUUAAAGUGCUUAAGGAACAAAAAAAGAUCCAAAUUAAUAUAUUAGAUAAUAACCAACAGGACCUUGUAUUAUAAAAUCAUAGUCAUUUGUUAUUUAAAAAUAUAUAGAAAAACCAGCUUUGAUAAAUAAAAGAAAAUUUGAUAUUAGAGUUUGGGGAUUAGUAACUCAAGAAUUAGAUGCUUAUUUCUUUUAAGAAGGAUAUAUUAGAACAUCUUCAGAAGAUUUCACAUAUAAUAUAGAGAACACUUUUGUACAUUUAACAAAUAAUGCAAUCUAAAAAUACUCAAAAAAUUAUGGGGAAUUUGAAGAUGGUAAUUAAUUAUCAUUCAAAAACUAUUAAGAGUAUUUAAAAUAAUAAAAUAUUAUAUGUAAUGUUGGAGAUGUAAUAUAAUUCAAUAUUUUAGAUAAUAAAUAAAAUGAAAGAAAGAAUAUGGAUGGUUUUUAAUUCAGUCCGCAGUAAAAUUAAUUUCGAAGAUAGAAAGUAUUGCUUUGAAAUUUUUGGAUUUGAUUUUAUUUUGGAUUCAGAUCAAGAAGUCUGGUUAAUUGAAGUUAAUACAAAUCCUUGUAUAGAAGAAUCAAGUCCAUUAUUAAAAAUGUAUAUUCCAAGAAUGUUAGAUGAUGCAUUUAAAUUAACUAUUGAUAUUUUAUUUCCUCCUUAGUAGCCUUAUAAAUAAUCUUUACCAUAAAUUUGUAAUUAUAAGUUCUAAUUAAAGAUUAACUUCCUUAAAUAAAGGAAGAAUCACAAUCUGAUUAUCCAGUUGUUGGUUAUCCUAAUGAUGAAAAUAUGUGGAUGUUAUUAGGCUCUUUAAAUGAUAAAAAAAUUAAAAAAAAAAAAUGAUUAAUUAUACUAUUUAAAUUAUCUUAGAUUUCAUUUAAAUAUGUUCAAUCCUACAAUUUCUUAAGUCAAGCCUAUAUGCAUGGAUUUUUAGAAAGAUCUUUGUCUUAAACCGUAAUGUCCAUUAGAACAUAAAUAUUGGCCAUGUCCUGAUUAUGACAAAGGAUUUUGUUUUUUGGGUUCUUCAUGUGAUAAGUUAAAAUUGUAUCAAAACUUUUAGAAAACAUAUUGUAAGAAAAUUAUGCAUGGAUUAUGUAUAUGGAUUUUGUAAAGAUGGACCCGAAUGUAAAAUGUAACACGUGAAAUUAUUCGAUUUGAAUGAUAGAACUUAAGAACUCAAAUUUACAGAAAAAUUUUAUUCAAAAUUAAAAUAAGAAUAAGCUACUUUCAAAUAAAGUGAAAUAAAUGUUAAACCAGUUAUAUGCAAAUCUUGUUAGGAAGUUGGACAUAAAUCAAAUGUCUGUAAGAAAAAUUUAAGAUUAAGUCCUACCAGAAAAAUACUAUGUGGUAUUUGUGAAACUGAACACACCAUCUUUGAAUAGGGUAAAAAGUAAGAUUGUCAAUACAAAAUUCCAUUGUCAUAAUAAUAAUAAUCCUUUUAACAAUAAUUUUAAUAAUAAUGAGAGGCU